Messenger RNA from Macrosteles quadrilineatus (aster leafhopper), 1210 nucleotides. RefSeq lists its product as uncharacterized. NCBI's taxonomy places the organism in Eukaryota, Metazoa, Arthropoda, Insecta, Hemiptera, Cicadellidae. The transcript has 7 exons. Bases 128 to 1210 code for a protein of 360 amino acids. The record is from RefSeq and is a predicted model, not a curated record.
UUCAAACAAUCAUUUUGUGUUGUAUCGUUGUAACCAAAGGGCGCUUUUAAAAGGUUUUGUAAUUAUUUGAAGUUUGUUUGAUGUUAUUGAUUUUUUCGCAUAAGUUAUUGGUAAUAAAAUCAACUUGAUGGCAUCAGUAUGUAUUGGCUUACUACUAAUACUUACACUGCCAGAUGGCCUCUUGAGUGAUACUUGCAUGGAUGUAGGAAUGAAAAACUUUAUUACAGGAAACCUUCAUUUUCAAAAAAUUGUGCAGCUUCCUCCUCCUAAACCAAGACCAGAACAGGAACUUAAAUAUGUGUUUGUUCUUGUGAAGCAUGCCAUGGCAGUGCCUGAGUAUGAUAAAGAAAAGACUUUCCCAGGAGACAAAAACUAUCAAAAACAUUGGGUUAAAGACAGUCCUACGACACACGGACGAGCACUAAUGUUAAUGAUUGGAAGGUCUUUAAAUACGAGAUAUAAACGCUUCAUUAAAAACCAUGUACCGAAUUGGGAAGGAAUAAAGGUUUCAUGCAUAAACAAAGAUUAUGUAAAAACAUUGACAGGUGAUAUGGUAUAUGGUCUUCUUAAACAGUCAAAAUUCUUGAAUGAGCUGAAAACUGAUUUGUCCUGGGUGGAGACACAAGAAGAUUUUGACAAAAUACAAAAAACACUGAGCUCUGGCAAAUGCAGAUGGAUGAAUUUCUUAAAGGAACAGUUUUACGAAGAUGACCAAGUUGGCCCCAAACAUUUCACAAGGUGUUCUGAGGGUUUGUACACUCUGCUACAGGGGUUCAUAAAAAACGAAGACAAUCUAUCAGAGAACGAAGAAGGUUUUGAGUGGGUGAUGAAUAACCCGGAGCAGAUCUACAAACUGUGGUCAAUGCUUGUGUUUCAGAUAUUACAAGGUCAAAAGGAGCCGGAGUGGGCAAAAGAUAACUGGACAUGGAUACAGAGUUGUGUGUUUGAAAAUUACAGAAAAUUUCUAACUUAUCACCCAGCGAUACCUGCCAUGUUAUCAGGCAGGAUGAUUCAGCAGAUGGAGGAGGAGACAAGCAUAGACAGACAAGUCUUGUUCCAUGUUCACGUAACCUCUGACAUUGCGCUAUUGAACAUGAACUGGACACUACCCUUCACCACACAUUCACACUGGCCAGACCCUGGGGAUGCUUUGAUAUAUGAGUUCUACACUGAAGACAAGGUUGAAGUGAGUAAAGAUUCACAAACCUAA